Messenger RNA from Cylas formicarius (sweet potato weevil), 10753 nucleotides. RefSeq lists its product as uncharacterized. Gene Ontology annotation, molecular function: protein binding. The transcript is spliced from 7 exons. The record is from RefSeq and is a predicted model, not a curated record. Lineage: Eukaryota; Metazoa; Arthropoda; Insecta; Coleoptera; Brentidae. The coding region runs from base 192 to 1154 and encodes 320 amino acids.
GCUAGUAGUAACUUACACAUAUCCGUUUUGAAUCUUUACUAGUGGCCCACUUCAAUCAGUUUUUUGCGACUGUUUUCAGUACCAUCCCAUCGGGGGGUAAGAUGGAAGAAUGGACGUUCGACGCCCGCAAGAUCUCGGGCUAGAUUCAACUAAUAUGUCUGUUCCGUGGUGUUUAUGAUAUCGGACGUGAAAUGAUACUGAGGCAAGGGGGCGCCGGUCCCCCCUGGUUAGUGACUGUUUUCGUGUGUAUUUAUUUGGUGAUCGUUUGUUCAGACAUGGUCGCCGCUGAUAAAAGCAAGUCUUAUUCGAUGCAAACGCUUUGCAAGAACCAUUUCCUUCAGCAGCUCUACCGCAAAAUCGACGGAGCAGUGCUCUAUUCACAGAAUGAACGGAACUUAGACUGCGUCAUCACUUUCCAAACGCACUCCAUUCUGCAGAGGUUUAUGCUCAGAUUUGAUGGACUGCAGUUGGAUUGCAAUGACCAUCUCUAUAUUUACGAUGGGGCCCAUGCCGUUGGAACUUACAAGUUUGAUUUAUCCUGUAAAAACACGAAACAGACUCUGGGCGCCAUGUUCACCCGUACAAAUUACGUCACGUUGAAGUACACCACGGACGCCUGGGGAACUGACUCCAAUGGGUUCAAGCUCGUCAUUACGGCAGUCAAAGAUCCAAAGCAUGCGUGCACGGAAUUCCGAUGUACGCUGCGCGAAUUCUGCAUCUCCACGGACCUCGUCUGCGACGAGGUUAAUCAUUGUGCUGACGGAUCAGACGAAUCGUCCAAUAAUUUAUGCCAAAACAACGAGAAAAGAACCAUCCUGGGACUCGCAGUGACUUGGUUCGUCGUAGUGGUGAUCAGCACUGUGUUGGUGUUUCUGGUGCUGAUCGUCGCAGUGUCUAUUUGCAUCUGCCGCCGCGGCUGGAACAGUAGAUCUGGCAACGUUGUGCAGCAGCAAAACGCGUCUUAUUCGUUAGGCCAGAUGUAUGGUUCGAACGGGCACGUGAUGAAACAAGCUUCGAGUACGACCACGCUGGCCGACGCGGCCGGCGCAUGCGUUCCACCAUCGUCGGGAAACUGGCGCCGCCCUGUGGGCCCACCCGGGUUCCGCAACAGCACGCCGCCGGCCCGGGAGCAACCCUACUGCCCGGCCGGGUAGGCCGGCCACACCCGUCGGCGCCACCCGCCAACGGGCAGGACCAACCCGCCCAAAAGGACGAGUGGUUCGUUUAGCAGUAGGAGCGACCGGGUCGUAGCCUGCAGGGUGAGCCGGGCGCAGGACCCAGCGCUCGGCGCCUGCGCAGUUUCUUUACGACACGACGCGCGCAUUUCGCGCGCAAAUUAUCGCCCGCGCAGCUUUCAAUUAACUUCGCUGCGUAAGAGACUCUUUAAACAUUAGAACGUAAACUAUAUUUGCUCUCGCUAAUGUCGUUUUCGGGACGGCGGUUACUGACGCGACCGUUUUUAGUUUUUAUUUUCGACGUUUCCGGUGUCAUUUCCGAAUAAGAACCAGCAGCAGCGUGUGUGAGUGCGUCCGCAUAUGAAAUUUGGCACCUUGCACAAUGUAAGAUUUUGCUAAUCUAAGGGAACAAAAUUUAUUUAUGCUGCCUUAAUGUUAUUUAUUUUAUUCGAAUUGAUAAAAUUUUGUGUUAUAAUAAAAUCGCUAAGAAUCUUUGACUGUAAGCGUACAUGCAUACACUAACGUUUUUGGAUUUACGUUCAUCAAUAACUUUUACUUAUACUCAGAAAAUUAAAAAGUCUUUUUUAUUUGGAAAUAAUAUUGUAAAUCCUUAAAUACGUCUUUAGGUCAUUUGAACAAGUCCUCUAUUACUUAGCAUCACAAAAGUUGCGUAUAUAUUUGCCCUUACGAAUAUUGAAUUCUAAUGUUUAUAUCACUUUACGUAAAUAAUAUCACAGUAAUCUCAUUACAUAAAGUUUUAUGACAUGUGGGUGAAGUUGAAGAGUGAUGAGAACAGAAAUUCUAAAUAUAUUAGAAAUAACAGAAUGUAAACUAUAAACCAAAUAAAGAAGAUAUACAAAAGAAAGAAAUAGGAGAAAUAAUAAAAAAAUCUCUGAAAUAUACUGAGAAAUAUAAAAAUGUGUUAUAAACUAAUCUCAAUUAUUAAAAAAGGAUACGACCAAGAACAGAAAAGUUCAUAAGAAAUCUUAUAAUUGAAUGUAAAGAAGUCAUGAAUACCGAAUAUUUAUACCAGCUACUUAACCCGAAAAAUAACGGUGACAUGUUUAGAGACACAAUACAAACAGCUGAAAUCGAAGAUAUUUUGCCAGCCAUUGAAGAACUCCAAAAAGUCAUUAUAAAAUUUAAAGACAAUAAAGCUUCUGGAAUUGAUAACAUCCCACGAUAUUCACCAUCUGCCAGAAGCCAUAUGGAGCACGGAAGGAAUUCUAGAUGAAUAGAAAGGACUUAUUCUCCCCUUACAACAUUCUGCUUAACAUAACCUAUAAAAUUCUAGAAAGACUGAAAUGUGAUGUUAGGGGAGUUCAAUCCACAAUAAAUCAAAUAUUUUCCUGUAGGCAAGUAAUGGAAAAAUGUUAGGGAUUGGCAAUCAAUGGAGGAACUUGGCUACCCAAAAAAAAAUAGUACAAAUGACUUAGGUUGCAGCCAUGUAAUCAUCACAAUGGUUCCAACUUACUUUUGGGAUUUGCGCCGACGUUGAAAUUUUUGGAAAUGGCAAAUGAAAAAAGCGCAAGCAGCAUCGGUCUCAAAAUGAACGAAGACAAGACUAAGUAUGUACUAAGCGAUAAACAAGCAACGCAGACAGAGUAGGCCAAAACAUCGCGAUGGACGAGUUCAGCUUUGAACGUAUCAGGAAGUUCAAAUAUAUACUAACAGAAAACACCUAUAAAACGGAGUAAAUCGACAGCAAAUUUCUAGCAUGUAUUUACCCAGUGCAAAACCUCCUAAAAUCCAAAGGCUACCCAAGACGUACCAAACACUACUGCGCAUAAACUAUAAUAAGAGCUGUGAUGAUGUAUCGUUGUGAAGCUUGGGCGCUAACGGUGGCUAAUGAACAACGUCUUCAUGCCUUCGAAAGACGAAUCCUUAAAUAAUUUUGUAUAUAUCAACAGAAAGUCUUUAUGGAGAUUCUAAUAUUGUGCUAAAAGUAAAAUCUAAACUACUACAGUAAGCAUGGAUGGAAACAUAAUAUCGCCAAUGACUUAAGGCUAAUGAAUAUUGAUGGUUCCUUAGGUGCUAUGACAGGCAGACAACAUUGAAGGUUUUUCUUAAUAAAUUUAAUGUAUUUGGUUUUGACAGUGUGGCACUAAAUUCGAAGCAUCUUAGAAGGUUUCUACUAAUUCCCUUCAUUAAUAACAAAACUUGACAGUCCUUAAAUUUGAGCUUUUAAUCUACACGUUAGUGAGAGUAGUUUACUCCUAAACUGAUAAAGAUGCAUUAAGAUCGAAAUACCGAAAAUCGAAAAAAUGACAAAAAAAUAUGAUAAGUCAGUUGUUGUAAACGCAACUUCAUUGACUGCAAGAAGGUGUAUUAUAAUCCCAAAAUUGAAAAUUUUUGGAAAAUACUAUUUAAAGUUAAACUAGUAUGCAGCAAAACUAUUUAAAUAUUUGAUAUUAUCAAUAAAAUACCACGAAAAUAAUUUUAACCAUCUAUAUAACUAACACAACGAUGCGAUUUAUGAUACGAUACAACCACGGAUUUAAUAAGCUACAAAUUAUAGCGCCUGCCUGACAGCCCCAUGUUUUCUGUAAAUUUGUAACAAUUCCGUUUGCCAUAUUGACAAAUUUUUCCAACUAUUUCAUAGAUGUUGUUCAUAAUAAUUAUAAGAACUUAAUAACUGUUUUUUUUUAUUUUGUCCCCAUAGAGUAGCAAAUAUUUACAAUGUGCGCAGUGUAUCGCGGCCUAAGUAUCACACGAUUAGUAGAUUUCGGUUUAAGGCCGAGUAUAUUAUAACCGUACGCAGGGAAAAAUCGCAGAAACUCCAAAAAGUCCGGACCUGAUCCUACAAACUUGCAAAAUGGUAUUUGGACCCUCGACGCUGGUUCGCGACAUUUGUAUGAUAUCUAAGCUUUUAAUGGUGGAUCAAAGUAAGCCGCUUGCUUGUUUUUGGCACGGCGCUAUAUUUUUUCGAACAUGGGAUUAUCGGUUAAUUGGAAACGGAUUUAAAAGACGGGGCGACGUCACCGGGACGUCAUCGCAUUUCAGUCGCAAAGCCGUUCCACUCCAGAUGCGCUGAAUUUAAAAAGAAUGUUUUUCGAAACUCGGUUCGUUUUUUAAUUUGCAAAUAUUAUUAUUAUUAUAAAAAUACUUUACUUUUAAUUUUAAUGUUAUGGGUAUCAUUAUUAUCAAUAAUGUUAAUGUUAGGGUUGGAUUUAUUAUAAAACAAAUUCUUACUUUGUCGACAUUUUGGCAAUAUUAUUGCCAUCUUCUAAACUUCUUUGGACAACUAAUUUAGGCAAAAUAAAACCGUACAUAAUUAAAAAUAAUUACCCUCCUAGUAUAAUAAUAAUACGACUUUAUUCUGAUACAUUAGAAGAACAUAUCACAAAACAUGAAGUUGAAUUACACUUUUGUUAAUUGCUUAUUAAACGCGUACAAUAUCGAAAUAAUAAAGAAACAAUUCAAAGGAAGAAAACAAAAAGGAAAACAGAAAUGUCAAACAUAUAUCUAUUUUUAUUGACAUCAAUUUAUUUAUAUAAAAUAAUAUAACAAAAGAAUGUUAUGUUAAUGUUAUAUGUUAAAGGCCUUGCUGUAAAAGUAAGUCAUAUCUUAACCACAGGAAUAAUAAAAAUUUCACUGAAGUGUGAGAGCAACGUACAAAUGAAGUUUUUCACCAAAACUCAGGCUCACACUCAUUUGGAGUUGGAAUCAAAUAUCGUUUACUAAUUUCCGUGUAAGCCAUGACCAGAAGUUUAUAUUGGACAAACUGCAAGAUACUUUUAAAAACUAAUAAACCACAAAAAAGAUGACGUUAACAUGUAUCACUUUAAUUCUGAUAAUGGUUCAAUUGUCAUUAUAGAAGCUUUACAAAAAGAACUUUAAAUAAAUUAGACGAUUUGCAUUAAAAACAAUCCGAAUUUUCGAAAUAAUAGAACAGAUAUUGAACCAUAUUUUAACUUUUAAGAGCUCAGAGAACACGACAAUCGUUUUUUCUUUUGUAUUUGUUUCUUCCCAAUAUCAUAGACGAUACCUUUUGAUUAGAAACUUGUUAGUUUUAUUUACUUUUUAUCAUUGUUUUAUAUAAAUUUAAAUUUUAUUUCUUAACAAUUUUAUUUUAUAUCACUAUUAUACAUUGGUUAACUCGAGAAUACAAUUUUAAAUAUAGGUGAUUAUUUUAGAGUCCUAAUAUAGCAAAAUAAUAUAUUGUAAUUUUAUCAUUUUUAUUGGUUUAACAAAUUUUUAAUUGCUAUAUAUUUUUUUCGCUUGUUUAUGUCUACUCUACUUAUAUUUUGUAUUUCCUAUUUUAUCGCAAAUCUUUAUAUUAUCUGAUAAGAGUUAAACGACAGCAACAUGUCUACACAGUUACGACCAAUAUGAAAAUAAAUCCAUCUUUCCUGUGAUUUUCCCCCGGAAAACUAAAAACUUUCCGGGAACCCGACGUGCCCGAACUUUGGCAAGAUAAACAUUUCCUAAUAUUAGUUGAACUGCAAAAUGUGUAAUGCCGCUGGUAGAACGAAAAUAAAAAGGUUAGGAAGUUUUAAAAUCUUGCGAAUACUUUUGAAAAGUUGAGCGUCCGAGACGUACGCUGAAAAAUAUGGGAUAUAAGAUUCGUACUUUCGUAAUCUGACGUCUGGAUAUCAAACUUUCCGGGGCUUUUUGGUCCGCCAGUUUUUAUUUCGCUGUCUUAUUAAAGAGUGGAUUUUACUUAGUUUUUAGCUGACAAACUAACUCCCAUUAAUUAAUGAAUAAUUAUUUUUUUGCUUUCUCAUCAGUUUUCACGUAAAUGGGUAAAUAGGUUUUUCUGUAAGAAUUAACUGAAGCAAUAUGUAAAUUAUCUUUAGGGAUUUCCUUAUGAGCAAUAAAUAUAUUACUAUUACUAAAUCGAGGUACUCUGGAGUGGAAUUGACUUGCUGCUUUAUAGUAUGAAGUAACAGCAAUCAAAAUUAACAGCAAAGUAAAAUUCGGUGCAUCACAAGGAAUAGAUCAUAAUAAUAAGAAUUUUGAUGAAGGUUUGCUAAUCGUGGAUAUUAAUUAUAUAUGGUUUUACAAAAAAUUAACUGUAUUGUUUCUUGCUGAUUAAAUCAAUUCACUCUGUGCAGUCUCACGUCACACGGAAUGGUACAAAAAAAAUGGUAGCAUUAAUUUUAAAUUUGUGCGCAUGAUAGACAAACUGCAUUUCUAUUCGAAAGUCAAAACGCUUUUAGUAUUAUUUUCAAGAAAGUGAAAUUUUAAUUUUUCGAAUAUUAAAAGAACAGAGCAAGACAAAACAAAUUUAAUAAGAAAAGAGAGGUUUGGCAAAAUGAAAAAUUAACAUAAUGUCCAGGUCAUAUUACUAUUCCUCGUUGGUUUCUUUUUUUAUUUUGUUUAUCAUGCUCAUAAGAUUUUAACUUAUUGCUUCAUGAAAGAUUCUAUUAUUUUCCGUCUACACAGUCGAGGAGAACAAUUAAAUUAUAAACAUGACUAUUAAAAAUAGUAUGAAAAAUUCUUCGGUUGCAUUUUCAAAGCGAUCCCAAACACGGCCAUUUUAGAGGCCUCAAUUCCUUUUAUGUAUCGAUGUAUUCAAACUAAGGGAAGGAAACGUAACAUACCAGAUCCUCCUGACAGAAAACGCUUGUCUUGUUACGCACACAGCCAAAUAGACAAAUACGACACUUAUCUAAUUCUAACCGUAAGUGUAAACUAGUAAUAAUAAAAUAUACGUGGUGGGUUUGAAAGUAACAGCACCGCCGUUGCUCUAUUUUAAAGUAAGCUUUCGAACGAAAUACUUGAAUCCUCGCGGAACAAUACCUUCAAAAGUAAUUUCUUGUGCCAACAAAACAAUAUCGAAAGGGUCGAGGUCGUUUACCUCCGGCUCUUUAGUGGCGAGUUAUUUUCUUGAAACCCUGUACGCAAUCGUUUAUUUUGUGUAAACGUCGUCGUUUUUAAAAAGAGUCCGACUUCUAGUGCCGUAAGGAAAAAAUGAUAAUAACACCUUUUUUGUUUACGAAACAUGUGACGUGUAAAAACGACUAUAACAAAUAAGGCUAGAUCUAUAAUAAAAUUUUUCUAUUUCUAAAAUGGAUUCCGACGCGGUUUUCGACGACACACGGUGACGUCGAUCGCAAAACUCCGUCGGGAUUUAGCGUAUAAGGCUUUUCCUAGUUAAGAGACACAUUUUUGACCGACAAUAGAUUUGUAAGACUUAAAUCUACGAGUACUUGAUUAUAUCCAACUGGCGAUGCAAAAUCGCCGUUGGUUCGGAUUUAUCUAGAACGAUAUCGAUAAGGUUUCUUACGAUUUUUUACUGACACACAUCUCGGAGGAUUUUUUCCAUUACAUAUCUUAGGUCUAUGCCGAACGGCAUAUCAUAAUGAAUGAGCUUUGGCACGCGCUUUAUAAUAAUUGUUGUUCACCGAGUAAAUUGUUCCCGACGUUUUAGCAAUAAUCUAGCAAAAACAAUAUCAAAUUAUCCUUUCUUUUUCUCGAGGAUAAAGGAAACAAAUAUGAAAUUAUAGAAGAGCCCCGAUAUUUUAUACUGUAAGGAGUAUGUUAUUGCACUAUUCUUGCAUAGUUACAAGUAAGUUUUUAUGGGCAUUAAGAAUUUUUGUAUAUUUGAAAUAUUUAUACACUCACCGACAAAAAAGAACCGGCCACUAAAAAGUGGCUCCAGUUUCAAAGUUGGUUUUUUCGCGAAUCGAAUACAAUGUAAUGUAAUAGAAUAAAUAAAUUUAUUGAAUAUUUUUGCAAGUCAGCAAGUCAAAAUCGUAGAAAUACAAAAAUGUUAAAAUUAUAAAAAUAAGCAAAAUAAAAAUACUAGCAACAGGUACGCGAUUCAUAAAAUUCUGAUUAGUUCUUUGUUUUUUUGAUGAAAACUAAAUUGCUUUGGAGGUAUUCAUGAAUCGGAUAAAAAAAAUGAGCAAGCAGAUGGUUUUUUAUUGCUCUUUUCAAAAUUUUAUUAUUAGAAGGAAUUUUAACAGAUUAUACAAAGUGAAAUUCAAAGAAAGAUUUCUACUUGUGGAUUUCAGCUGAGGUAGAAUAAACAAAGAUGCACGGCAACGGCAUAAUAUAACGGGUCUAUAAUGGGCACGAUAAUGCGCACCACAUAUAACCCUAAUCGUUCUGUUUUGUAAUUUAAAACAGUCUGUGCUGCAGUACUGUGCCCCUACAGUGCAGCAGCAUAGGGAAUUGUUGAGCUUAGUAGUGCAAAAUAGCACGUUUUAAUGGUGUCAAAGUUUACAUAAGAUCGAGAGUUUGCUCAAUAAAGCUUCAUCGGUAUGCAACCACUACAUUUUGUCGUCUAUAGUAGGCUUAACAUUUUUUCCUACGGCUUACCUUGAGUAAAUUUAGAUUUAGAUUUAGAUUUAGAUCUUUAUUUAAAUGAAGAUUUUGGCAUUAAAUCAUCUUUCUUCUAGAUCUAAAGCUGCAUUUGAAGUAUCAGUCGAAAGUUUAAAUGCUGAGAUAACAAAUGUCGUGUCAUCCGCAUAUGACUGAAACCACAUAUACCAGUAACCUAACCCAAAAAAGUAUUAUUAUUAAAAGUAACCAACGAGUUUUCAGAUACCCUCCAAGACCCCUUAAUCGUGCCUUCGUCGUAUGUCGCCCAGCCCUAUAAUCAAGCUGAUCCUGACUCAGUAAAUUAUGUUUUUGAAAAAAAUACAACAAAUUAUCUUUUAAAGUUAUCUCCAUUAUGUUCCCAAAAAAAGGAACAUUCCUAAUAACCACCGUGACUAGUUUGUUUUUUUUUAUUUGUUGGUUCUUCAGUAACGAUGCUAUGUCAAAAAUUUACAUUCAUAUUUAAAUUUGGGCAUAUACAGGGUGCAACCAUGAAACGAAGUUUUUUAAUCCCGACAUUAUCUCUGGUUUUAUUGGACAUGCAUCAGAGCGUAUGUUUUAAUAGAAAUCUACAAAGCACAUCAAAAUUAAGAGAACAAACCUAUUUUAAGUUAAAGCUAUGUCCCCACUAUGUAGAGGGGACAUAUUGACGGACAUAUAUCGCCAGACAUUGUUUUUAAACCCUAUGUUACUUUAAAAAAUAGUUUCAUUUAUUAUGAGUGAUAUAGAAGAUCCAGCAGUUGCAGCUGCUGCAUUAUUGAAUGUCUAGUGUCAGGAUCUGAGGUAAUAAAUAAAUAUAAAACUGUAAGUUCGCAUCGACAGUGCUAGAGUUAAUAUAGAAAUUACUUCCGGUAUUCUGAAUUUUAGUGGGUUUAUUUUUAUCUUUCAAAAGCGUCAUAAUGUGCUUCCUGUUAAUAAUGCUAAACGAAACAGCAAUAUCAAUCAUCCCAUCACGCCUUUGGUUUCUACGGAAGAUAGUUUGUCCUUAACUCCAAUUCAUCACUUGAUUUAGUCGACAUCGUUCGACAUAGUGUGGACACAGCUUAAGGUUAAUAUCUAGUGUAUUCUCCUCGUACCAAACUGACUUCAUUGUAACAAAUUUUUGUAGAGUCAUCAAAUUCUUCCCGAAGAGCAAUUCGCAGAUCAGGAAAACUUUCAAUGAAUACUGUCCAGAACGCUUGCAAUUAAAAAGAGAAAAUGUCCGGAAAAGACCAUGCUUCAAUGUGCCUCUAAUUGACAAUAGUUGGCAGAAAGUUUUUGACAUAGCUUGGUUACUGAAGAAUAAACCUAUUAAAAAAAUCAUUCAAUUCAAACCAGAGGUUCACAAGUUUUAAGUAUACGGUUUUUAUUUUCCGGUGAGUGUUUUUUUUUUGGUAUUUUAAAAAUGUGCAUGUAACAUUCAGAAUUACCAGGGUGACCAUGCAGAUAAUGUGCAAAUGUGGAUGAAGACAUAUCAGCAAAAUAUGAAAAGGCAUAUCCCAUAACAUAUACGUAACAAAAUAUAACAAUUCAAUACAUAUUUAAAUUUAACGGUUGAAGCAAUAACAUUUAAAAUGCAACCCCUGCAUAUCAUGGCAAAACUAAAGUAGCUUCGAAAAAUUAUACACCUUAAAUGUCCGAUCGUCUGGGGACAAGUUACUCUAGCGAAAGCAUUUCAAACCAUUCGUGUACGUUUAAAUAUUAUGUACCAUCAUUCACAAAAACGAUGUUUAGUGUUACGAGGAAUUAGGACCAGUUUAGGAAAUCUUUAUAGAGACUUUUGCUACGUGCGUUAUUUUCCAAACAUUGUUCAAAAUUGUCGAUGGAGGAUUUUUCGAUGUUCAAUAUCUUCGUCUUCAGCGAAAUCUAUCUGCUAUAGAGACAUUUGUAAAGUUUAGUUAUAAUUACGCCGCAUUUCUUAGCUUACAAGUUCUUUUCGUCGACGAUUUUAUUAUAUAGUGUAUUCCGUAUGUAUGUUUUCUUUUAAUUCACCUUUUAAUGCACUUUAGUGGGUGAAUGGUAUGCCCUUAAGUAUUGUACAUCAAACAACAUUUUGUACUUGCAUAUAUAAACAUAUAAACGCGCCAACAAUACCAAACAUAUUAUGUGACAGGUUUUAGUUGAAUUUUAUCACUCCUAUACGGUAAAAGAAAAAUAGAAAAUAUAUUCUAGUUGAGGUGUUUUUUAUAUAAAAGUGGUAUGAUUUUUAGGAGAAUAAUUUGCAAACUGUUGACCAACUGUUAGAAAAUUUUACAGUCCUUUAGCGAAAUCUCAUGUGUGUGUGUUCUUAAUGGAGUACAGAAAAAUGUUUAAUAAAAAAUAACUAAUUA